This is a messenger RNA of Harmonia axyridis, 5648 nucleotides long. RefSeq names its product potassium voltage-gated channel protein eag (gene eag). Gene Ontology annotation, biological process: potassium ion transmembrane transport; regulation of membrane potential. The coding region runs from base 450 to 3608 and encodes 1052 amino acids. Gene Ontology annotation, molecular function: voltage-gated potassium channel activity. Gene Ontology annotation, cellular component: membrane. The record is from RefSeq and is a predicted model, not a curated record. The transcript is spliced from 10 exons. NCBI's taxonomy places the organism in Eukaryota, Metazoa, Arthropoda, Insecta, Coleoptera, Coccinellidae.
GAUCUGUAAAAACAUCGAAAGUAUUAUUUAGGUGAAAUAGUGGGGAGAUUCACAGUUGCAGAAUCCUUAAAAUUUCCAACUGACAUCCUGAGUGUAUCCUGCAGACCCAUCCAGAGUUCCCCUCAGAUAUCACGUGGUUCAUACACCAACUGGAACAAUGUGUUUUAAGUGGGACAGAAAAAAAAGGUUACAAUGAACCCUAUGCGUAUGUAGCCUAUUAUGGCAACACGAGAAAAGUGCCUCGGAAUUGAGAAAAUGUUCGAGUACUGUGUUGGUUUUUCGAACGGUUUCAGGACUGCCACGAUAUCAACAUGCAAAAAAAAUUGAAGUUUCUCGAUUUUGGUUAAAAAUGUGCGUGCUACAUUUAUCGUGUACUCGUAUUAUUUUUGUGAUAUGGUAGCUGAUAAGAGAUGACGAACAUCCUACUGUAAUCUCAGGAUCCCUUCAACAUGGCAGGGGGGAGGAGGGGGCUAGUUGCCCCACAAAAUACAUUCUUGGAGAAUAUAAUACGAAGAUCUAAUUCCCAACCUGACAGCAGUUUUCUUUUGGCCAACGCACAAAUUGUAGACUUCCCCAUUGUUUACUGCAACGAGUCCUUCUGCAAGAUUUCUGGCUACAACAGGGCGGAAGUUAUGCAGAAGUCCUGUAGAUGCACUUUCAUGUACGGGGAACUGACGGAUAAAGAAACAAUCAACAGGAUAGACCAGGUUUUGGAGCACCAACUAUACGACCAGUUCGAGAUACUUUUAUACAAAAAAAAUAGUAUUCCUGAAGAAACACCGCUAUGGCUACUUUUACAAAUUUCGCCAAUAAAGAACGAGAGGGACUUGGUGGUGUUGUUUCUUCUCACAUUCCGGGAUAUCACAGCCCUAAAACAGCCUAUAGAAACAGACGACACAAAAGGAGGUCUAUCGAAGUUUGCCAAAUUGGCGAGGUCUGUGACGAGAAGCCGCUCCGUUCUAGUUUCUCAGUUCUCCUCACAUCUCCCCAACCUCAAGGAUACAACAAAGCAGUCCCAUUUGGCGCAAAUGAUGAGUUUGAGCGCAGAUAUUAUGCCUCAAUAUCGCCAGGAAGCUCCAAAAACACCACCACACAUUCUUCUUCAUUAUUGCGCCUUCAAAGCCAUCUGGGAUUGGAUAAUUCUCUGUUUAACGUUUUACACAGCAAUAAUGGUUCCUUAUAACGUAGCUUUUAAGAAUAAAACCUCGGAAGAUGUGUCUUUGUUGGUGGUGGAUUCGAUUGUAGACGUGAUAUUCUUCAUAGACAUCGUUUUGAAUUUUCAUACGACCUUCGUAGGACCAGGAGGCGAGGUUGUGUCAGACCCUAAAGUCAUCAGAAUGAACUACUUGAAGAGUUGGUUUAUUAUAGACUUGCUGAGCUGUUUACCGUAUGAUGUUUUCAAUGCUUUCGAUCAUGAUGAAGAUGGAAUUGGGAGCCUUUUCAGUGCCCUGAAGGUUGUGCGCCUGCUGCGCCUUGGACGUGUAGUUAGAAAAUUGGACCGGUAUCUCGAAUAUGGUGCCGCAAUGUUGAUCUUGUUGCUAUGUUUCUAUAUGUUGGUGGCGCAUUGGCUAGCUUGUGUGUGGUACUCUAUAGGAAGAUCAGAUGCUGACAAUGGGGUGCAAUACAGUUGGCUGUGGAAAUUGGCGAACAUAACUCAAAAUCCCUAUUCUUACGUCUGGCCUAACGAUUCGAGUACGCCGGAGCUCAUAAAUGGACCAUCCAGGAAAACGAUGUAUGUUACUGCCCUUUAUUUUACGAUGACUUGUAUGACCUCGGUUGGAUUUGGAAAUGUGGCUGCUGAGACUGACAACGAAAGAAUUUUUACCAUUUGUAUGAUGAUUAUAGCUGCCUUGCUCUACGCCACCAUAUUUGGCCAUGUCACAACAAUCAUCCAGCAGAUGACAUCUGCUACAGCAAAAUACCACGAUAUGCUGAACAAUGUCAGGGAGUUCAUGAAAUUACACGAAGUUCCGAAGGCCUUAUCGGAAAGAGUAAUGGACUAUGUGGUUUCAACGUGGGCUAUGACGAAAGGCCUAGAUCAGGAUAAGGUGCUGAACUUCUGCCCAAAGGACAUGAAAGCUGACAUUUGCGUUCAUUUGAACAGAAAAGUUUUCAAUGAACAUCCAGCUUUUCGACUCGCAUCAGACGGUUGUCUCAGAGCUCUGGCGAUGCAUUUCACUAUGUCACAUUCUGCUCCGGGUGAUCUCCUCUACCACACAGGGGAAUCGAUUGAUUCUCUCUGUUUUAUCGUCACAGGAUCCUUGGAAGUUAUACAAGACGAUGAAGUUGUUGCGAUAUUAGGUAAAGGUGAUGUGUUUGGUGACUCUUUCUGGAAAGAUAACGCUGUCGGGCAAUCGGCCGCAAACGUUCGUGCUUUAACCUAUUGUGAUUUACACACUAUUAAAAGAGAUAAACUCUUAGAAGUUUUAGAUUUUUAUCAAGCUUUCGCUAAUAGUUUCGCAAGGAAUUUAAUACUCACCUAUAAUUUAAGACAUCGCCUUAUAUUUAGGAAAGUAGCUGAUGUGAAAAGAGAAAAAGAAUUAGCUGAACGAAGAAAAAAUGAACCUCAGCUAGACCAAAGUCAAGAUCACCUAGUCAGGAAGAUUUUUUCCAAAUUUAGACGGGAUAGGUCUCAGCAUCAGUCAAAUUCACAACAGUCUUCAGAUGUUGAGAAAGGAGAUGAAACCGAUAAAAUGAAUACGAAACCAAUACCUACCACCAAACUCUCUGCAGUUGCAGAGAAGAAUGGUAACGGUGGAGCUGUCAAAACAACAGUUGCUAGGCCUGUAACAGGAAGACCAGCCAGUAAAUGGGGAAGACUUUUAGGUUCAGCUAGUUUAGAUUCUGGUUGCGAAGGAAGUAACCUACCACCACAGGGUUUCACAAGAAGUCUCAGUGCUAAAGAUUCUAAAGAACGCCCCAGUUCGUCAUCUUCGGGAAGUUCCGGAAGUCAAUCAGCUGCUGGUAGCGGCAACAAAGUGUUUCCAAAACUGCAAAAAGUUGCUUCUACCUCCAGUCCCGGUAUCACUCGACAAGAUACGAUAGACGAAAUGGUAGAACUGGAUCCACCAAAGAACCUUUCCCUCCGAAAAAUGUUGAGCUACGAUUGUGGCCUAAGAGAUCCCUCCACAGCAUCCAUGUAUCAAACACCACUUCCUGAUCCCAUUGCUCCUCCUGAAUAUAAGGAAUUGAUGACUAAUCUUAUGGACUUCAAAGUAGAUGUUAAGUUAGAAAUUCAAAAACUCAACCAGAAAAUGGGAAAAUUGGAGGACAUGCUGAGUGAAAUUAUAAGGAGGCUGACACCCCCAGAAAGCAGUUCUAGUUCUCAGUCUCCUCAAGGUGAUUCGGAGCCGAAAAAGUCUUCCACAAUAAUAAUCGAACGACCUACAGAUUUUUGUACGAAAACCACAGAAGGAAGUGGUUUAGGACCAGUAAUACUUAGGAAGAGAAGAUCGAAAAGUAGAACUAAAGGAGCUGCCCCUCAGGUUCCAACGCCUCUAGGAAGUAAAGUGACUUCACCAGAAAGCCAAGCUUCUAGUCCAACAGAAUCAGGGAACAUGAUGGAAGAAGCUACUCCGUCCUCGAAAAAAUCUAUUGAAUACCUUUAGCGUUUACAAGCACUGGAGUAUAUUGAUGAAAAUUGUGCUUAUGAAGUUUUUUGCGUAGAUGAAGAGAGUUAACGUAAGUUGUAAUCUUCUUGCAAUUGCCCUAGAUGAAUCACAUCCACUCUAAAAUAACUCCGUAACAACGAGAAAUUAAAAAAUAUUCCUCUCAAGAAAUAAUAUUAUCACUUAACACAAUAGAAAAUAAUCUAAUACCCAACGAUAAUAUACAUUGAAAAUAAUUUGAAAAUUUAAAUUUUGAAAUAAUAAUCAUCUCAUAUCUUCGUUAUCCUACAAUAUAAUGAAAAAUUGUAUUAAUACAUUUAAGUAUCGUUAUUUCAUAUAUUGUUCCAUUCAAAAUUUAAUUGAUAUUGCAAACGAAAAUAUCUUGAGAAGAAUAUUCACAUUACUCUUGGCAAUUUUUAUGUCAAUUUCUAGUUGAUGCUGAGCCUGCAAAAAUGUCGAUAACAGUUAGAAAAACUGCAUUUGCAUUUGCUGUAAAAAUUCUCCUUCGACAAUUUGAAGGUGAAGAUUUUUCUUCAUUGUAGCAUUCAAGAAAGCUCAAAUGAAAUUGCUGAAGCAAAUGCAUUUCAUAUAAUGGUAUUUGACGUUUUUAGAUUAUAGGAUUUUAGGGAACACAGUUAGUGAAAUUUUCAAAUGAGAAACCGUAUUUUUUUUCACAAAAUCAAAAAUCUAUCUUUAGAAAAUCCAUCGCUUUCCCACAAAUAUUUCUCCUCAUCCUUGAGAAAAUUUCUCCGAACUGAGUAAAAGGUUGUGCAAAUUUAUUGUAAUGUUUUAUAUUCAUGCAAAGUUGUACAUAUAAAAUGAAAAUGUAAAAAUCUGUAUAAAUUCGAGUCGAAAUGAAAGCUUCAAUUGGUCCGAAAAAUUGAAAUUCUCAUGGCUCUACUGAAAUUCAUUUUGUUUUCAAAACCCUCUUCAGUCAAUUCGGGAAAUUAUAAUAAACAGAAAUGUGAUUUAGAAUUUCAAUUUUUCUGAUCUGAAAUUAGUACUGAAAUUUCGCUAUGCAUUUUUUUUUGAAAAGUUGACCACUUCUGCCUUUGCUCUUUCUUCGGAGCUUCAAAGAAUCUAAACACGCUAUGCUAAACACGGAAAACACCAAUUCAAUUAGGUUUUUAUAACCUCUAAAGCAAUGUUUGUUUUCGACACUUUAUCAUGGUGUUUUAAAAGCGAAACUCAAAUGAAAAAGAGGUUUAUAUUUGAAAAAAAAUAAAUUGUUGAUGCUAAUUAGUUUUGCUUAGUGAGAAUUUUAUAUGAAAUGCAGAUUUCAAAUAUAAUAGUUUUAUAUUUCCGAAGAUUCUAUUCUGUGAAUACUUUCUCUUCUUGUACAUGGAAAAUUUCUGAUGAUUUCAAAUUUAAACAUAUCAUUUAAUGAAAAAAUAUUGGAUAUUGUUAUUGCAAAACAUUCAGAGUCUAAAGAAAACUUUGCUCCAAUGCACUAAAGGUGCUCACAAUCAUUUAACCUAUUCACAUCACAUCUUAACUAUCUAUCUUUCAACUUAUAGAACAUAUAUUUGGUGCAAUAAAUAUCAGUGAGUUGAAGUAUUAAGAAUAAGUGAACUUAUACGUUAACGAUGAAAUGUAAUGUUUACUGGUUGGUACAUAAAAGUUGUAAUCGAACAAUUUUAGAUUUGUUUCACGAAUUUAGUUACCGAAAAGGUUUUCAACGUUAAUUUAUAGAAAGCUCUCACAGGAAGAUUAUAAGAUACUGUCAUUCUUCAGAUUCUCACAUCUACAUACCUUUUUUAAGAUAUUUGCAGGGAAAAGUAGCGUCAGAUCAAAUUUUUGAAUUAUGAUGCAAUGAAGAUAAAAAAACAUUUUCAAAAAAAAUGUGAUCAAAAGCUCAAAAUUACACCUCAAAAACACCUAUUCAAUCAUGGUUAGAGUUGAUUUCUCAAUUUUUUUGGGGUAUAUUAUUCCAAAGCAUCUACGGUGUUAUAGGGUUUCCAUAAAUAGUAAUUUCUUAUGGUUCCCCAAUUGGAGAAAAUGAUUCUAAAAAUAGAAGGGGCAAAACAGAUGAGCGUCAGA